CGGGGAGCGGUUCCGGGGGCGCGCGCGGCCAUGGAGCGGCUCGGGCGCGAGUACGCGCGGCUGUGCGCGGCGGCGGGCGCGACCCCGCAGGAGGCCGUGCUGCGGGGCCUGCGGGAGCCCGGCGGGCCGCGGGGCCGCCUGGACCUGGCGGCGCAGAGCCUCUCGCUGCCCACGUGCAGCGCGCUGGGCCGGCUGCUGCGCGGAGCUGCGCCCUUCGCCGCGCUGGCGCUCGGCGACUGCGGCUUGAGCGAGGAAGGUGUAAGACUUUUGUUGAAUGGUCUUUGCACCAACACCACAGUCAAAGCUUUGGAUCUGAAGGGAAAUAACCUGCGAACCAUGGGAGCUGAGGCUUUGGGAAAACUUCUUAAGCAGAACAAAUCCAUUAGGAGCCUGACCUUAGAAUGGAACAACCUCGGCAUGUGGGAAGAGGGCUUCUCCUUUUUCUGCCAAGGACUGAGAGCAAACAACUUUCUUCAGCGUCUGGAUCUGCGCAAUAACCAGAUUAACCAUCAAGGGGCUGGAGAGCUGGCCAUGGCACUGACACAAAACACCAGCCUUCAGGAGCUGGAUUUGCGAUGGAAUAACAUUGGGCUUCUGGGUGGCCGAGCUUUGCUGAACUGCUUGCAUAGCAACAGGACCCUGAAGAGGCUGGAGCUGGCAGGGAACAAUGUUCCUGGUGACAUCCUGAAAGCUGUGGAACACGCCUUGGAUCACAACCAAGACCGUGAGGCUAUCCUGAGUGAGGCCCAGAACCAAGUGAGCAUCCUCAGCAAGGAGGUUUUGAGUCUGAAGGAUGAGAAGAACAAGCAGUUCAUGGAUUUUGUGGAUACUGUAGACAAGCAGAAAGAAGAAAGAGCCAGGAGUGAGAAAUUGUCUGCAGUACGAGUCAGCCAGCUGCAGGAAGCAUUGGAUGAGCAGUAUUCCAUUAUGAAUUCACUGAAAACCAAGCUGCAGAUGACUGAAGCUGCCCUGGCUCUGUCUGAGCAGAAGGUGCACACGUUGGGAGAACUGCUGAAUGCCAUGAAACAGGAACAAAACUCCGUGGCUGAGUGCCACCUCAGGGAGCUCCAGCAACAAAAGCAGGAAGGUGCUGAUCGGGAAGGCAGGCUUUUGCAUGACUUGUCUGCUGCCAGUGAGAAAAAUCUGCUGCUGAGAAAUCAGGUGGAUGAGUUGGAGAGGAAGUGCAAAGUUCAGCAGGAUCAGCUGUUCCAGGUGAAACAAGACUUGACCAACACAACAGCAGAGCUGAAGCUGCGGGCUGUGGAGGCUGAGGAACGUCUGGAAAUGGAGAAAAGAAGAUUUAAACAAAGCCUUGAAGACAUGGAAUCCCUUCGGGUAAAAGAGGUGGAUCGAAUGGCACAGCAGAUGGAGGCCAGUGAGCGCUCCAUGCACGACAGGAUCCAGAGGCUGGAGGCCAUCAGGAUAUCUCUGGAUGAGGAGCUGAGCCAAGUCAAAGCAGCUGCACUGGCUGAGCGAGGCCGGGCAGGGGAGGAGUUAGUGAAAGUCAGGAGUCAGGCACGCCUGGAGGAGCAGCAACGGCUGGAACACCUAGAAGAGAAGCUGCGGUUGAUGACUGAGUCAAGGGAUGAAGCUCAGAACUGCUGCCUUAAGCAAAAGGAAAUGGUUGCUGAGGCCCAGGCCAAAGCCAAACAGUUGAGCCUGUGUGCUGAUGGACUCAGGAGGAGGCUGGAUGAACUUCAGCAGGACCUGGACAGGAAGGAAGAGGAGAAAGUGACAGAGCUAAAUAAGCUGAAAGUGGAAUUACAGGAGCAGAUUGGGCACCUGGAGGCUGAACGCACAGCCCAGGAUGGGCUGAGAGAGAAGAUUGCAGCUCUGGAAAGACAGCUGAAAGCCCUAUCCAGUAAUCACCGUGAAGCACUGCUGGAUAAGGAAGGUGAGAUCUCUCUGCUGCUGGAGAAACUGAGAAUGAAGGAGGCUGAGAUCUCCAGGAUGAGGGAAGAGGAGGCCCAGCGAGCCAGUUUCUUGCAGAAUGCCAUCAUGGCAUAUGUGCAGGGAUCUCCCUUGGGAAGUUCUAGGAAGUGAGAGGUUGGCUUCCUGCUGUCAGGGAAAGGGUGAGCUCAGGUGCAACUCCUUCUUUCUAAAUGAACAGUUUUAUCAGAGUGGGGUGACACAAAGGCUCACAAAUAGACAAAUGCUCUUUCUGUUCAGAAAUCUUCCUCCUGACAAUGUAGAGGAGUGGAGGAAACAACCGUCAAGGCCCGUGGGUCUGAGUCCAUGAUGUCGAGCCCCCUCCCGUGCUGUGCCACAGCCUGUUGGUACAGGGGGUUACUGGGGGGUUUGUAUGUUCCCUGGCAAGGUCCUGCUGCAGCAUUUGUUUGGGUGCCAAGGCUCUUCACAGAGAGUUUUGAGAAAAAGCAACAAGAGUGUUUACAGUUCCCUGUGGGCUGGAGCAAUUUGCCUUGCCAAUGGGAUCCUGAAACUGCUGGAAACACCAGAUAUUACCCACUUGUGCUUUUUCACCCAGUGUUUACGGACAGGAGCAGAGUCUGAAGGGGCUCUCUCUGGCUUGUUUACCCUCCCUCUGUGGCUCUGGCUAUAUUGGUGGGCCAUAGAAACACAUUUGGCAUAGACAGAAACAGCUGCACUGAGGGGCUUCAAUGCAGUGCUGUCCGUGCCCUUGUGGGACAGCUGGGCUUGGGCAGUGGUUCUACUUCUGCAACAGUGAGUAGCAGGGAAAGGGUGAGUGGGUGACUGGCUGUCAGCAUCUGUGCUUCUUCACUGUGGACUGCAGCCCUUAGCUGAAGAUGUUGUGGCAAGUAUUGCUACAGGAUUUAGUUUCACUAUGGCAAAUGGCAGAGCUGUUCUCCUGGCUUCUAAGGCUCCUAGAACUGAGUGCUGUGGCCUUAAUCUGGAGAGGAGUGAUGCUUCUGCUGUGACACUGGGGAAUUGCUUCUCAAAGCACAAAGGGGAGAAGGUGGUUCCUCUCCUGACAGCGCAAGUCCCUGCAUGACCUGGAGAAAGGGAAGGGUUACUAGAGCCUGAAUUGGAGAAAGCAGAAGCUAUUGUCGGGCCAGCAGUAUUGAGCCUUGAGGGAGUUCUUCCUAUGAGUCUGGGGUGGGAACAUGUCUUAGAGUACAUAUUUUAAGAGACACCUGGAAAAUGAAAGUUUCUGUGUGGACUGGUUGCUUUGUGUUAAUUUUUUAUACUUGGUUUUGCUCUGCUUAAUAAAGAACUUUUGCAUUUUGCCAUUAGCACUGGA
Passer domesticus (house sparrow) is the source of this 3220-nucleotide messenger RNA. RefSeq names its product leucine rich repeat containing 45 (gene LRRC45). Gene Ontology annotation, cellular component: centrosome. The record is from RefSeq and is a predicted model, not a curated record. Gene Ontology annotation, molecular function: protein binding. Lineage: Eukaryota; Metazoa; Chordata; Aves; Passeriformes; Passeridae. The transcript is spliced from 17 exons. Bases 31 to 2043 code for a protein of 670 amino acids.